AUGGUAAAACCGGUGAGGAAGACCUCCAACAAAAAUCCGCCGAUCUUAAGUCACGAAUUCAUCAUCCAAAACCAUGCAGAUAUCGUUUCUUGCAUCGCUAUGGUGUUCGUGGUGGGCCUUAUGUUUCAGGCUACAGCACCAAUAGCUUCAAUUUUCAUCAGCCUCCAACAUAAUGUGACUGAAGCUGGAGAAAUUCCUCUUUACACUUCGGGAAUAAAAGAUUGGGGUUCAGUUGCAUUUUACAGUUUAAUUUGUGUUGUUAUUCAUGCCAUCAUUCAAGAAUAUGGAUUGGAUAAAAUCUCCAAAAAACUCCACCUGUCCAAAUCCAAGCUGGCCAUCUUCUCCACCAGCGGUCAACUGGCCGUGUUCUACCUGAUCUCGGCCGGCUGGGGCUUGGACAUCGCCGUCAAGGAGCACUACGUCCCCGACAUCUCGCGCCUGUGGGCCGACUACCCCGCACCGAUGACCUUCCUCGCCAAACUCUACGUCAUCAUCCAACUCGCCUACUCUCUGCACGAACUGCCCGAACUCUAUUUCCAGAGGGUGAAGCGCGAAGAGAUCGUCGAGAAGGUCGUGGCCAGCACCGCCGCCUUGAUCCUCGUCGCCGUACCGUAUUUCUUGAAUUUCAACCGUCUCUUGGUGUGCCUUUUGGUUCUCCACCAUAUUUCUGAAUUAGUAUUCCACAUAUCUCAACUUAUCCAAACCGUUGAUAAAGACGAAAAAUUCUCUAAACUGACCAAAUUCAUAUCGAACGGUCUCCAAGUAGUCGCUCGUUUGGGAAGCAUCAUCUUGGCCGUGCUCACCUUGUGGUACGGACUCGCCAAAGCCGAAAACCAACAACUUGACAUCCAAAACAAAUACUUCAACACUCCAACUGUGAGGCUCGGACUCUUGGCCGGAGUUCUCUUGCUUCAAAUGUACUUGGUAUUCAAUGUUAUCAGCAAGGAGAUGGCAAAAUCUCGUGAGAGCAAAUCGUUGACAACAGUGUCCAAGAACAAGACACAGAAAAAAGAAAAUUCGAAGAAAAAUAAGAAAGGCGCCAGCGAGGAGUCAGACCUCCCUGAAGUCGACCAAAACACCAACAAAACCUUAAGAAAACAAAAAGUUAAAUAA
Brassicogethes aeneus is the source of this 1113-nucleotide messenger RNA. Lineage: Eukaryota; Metazoa; Arthropoda; Insecta; Coleoptera; Nitidulidae. The record is from the annotation of a GenBank genome assembly.